CUCUCCAGCAGACAGACAGCCGCGCCGGCCCGGCCUGGACACCUGCGCUGGGGGCCAGCCCGACACACCGCCAUGCAGCAGCCCCUGAAUUACCCCCUGUACCCCCACAUCUACUGGGUGGACGGCAGCGCCAGCUCCCCCUGGGCGCCUCCGGGCUCCGUCCUCCCGUGUCCGUCCUCUGUGCCUGGGAGGCCUGGGCCGAGGAGGCCGCCGCCACCACCGCCUCCGCCGCCACCAUCGCCGCCCCUGCCUCCAGUGCCCCUGCCGCCUCUGAAGGCGCCGAGGGACCACAACACAGGCCUGUGUCUCCUUGUGAUGUUUUUCAUGGUGCUGGUGGCCCUGGUUGGCCUGGGGCUGGGGCUGUUUCAGCUCUUCCACCUGCAGAAGGAGCUGGCGGAGCUCAGAGAGUCCACCAGCAAAAGUCAUACUGCAUCGUCUUUGGAGAAGCAAAUAGGUCAACCCAAUCUGCCCUCUGAAAAAAGGGAGCUGAGAAAAGUGGCCCAUCUAACAGGCAAGCCCAACUCAAGAUCCAUCCCUCUGGAAUGGGAAGACACAUAUGGAAUUGCCCUUGUCUCUGGGGUGAAGUAUAAGAAGGGUGGCCUUGUGAUCAAUGAUACUGGGCUCUACUUUGUGUAUUCCAAAGUGUACUUCAGGGGUCAGUCCUGCAAUAACCGGCCCCUGAAUCACAAGGUCUAUUUGAGGAACUCUAAGUAUCCCCAGGAUCUAGUGCUGAUGGAGGGGAAGUUAAUGAACUACUGCACUACUGGCCAGAUGUGGGCCCGCAGCAGCUACCUGGGGGCAGUAUUCAAUCUCACCAGUACUGACCAUUUAUAUGUCAAUGUGUCUGAACUAUCUCUGGUCAGUUUUGAGGAAUCUAAGACCUUUUUUGGCUUAUAUAAGCUCUAAGAAAAGCACUUUGGGAUUCUCUCCACAUGGUUCCUUAUUACAGGCCCUGAAAAUAUGGUCUUGAAUGACAGUCUUCUUAAGCCCACUUGAGAUCAAGUGAGAAGACAUGAACCAAGAGUAUCUAGAGACCACAGGGUCCAGCAGAUCUACCGUUCCUCAUCUCAUGAGCCAGACGGGAGGGGGAAUACGACUGAAGAACAUGAGACUUGGGGCUGCCGUGUGAAAUGCAGAGGCAGGAAGAAGCAGCCACCAGGGUGUUCUACACUCAUUUUAAGUGUCCACAAGCAUUUUAGCACAUUGAAAAGGACACCUGUUAACUCACCUCUUGGAGUGGGUCUACUAUCUACCUCGGGGUGGCUGUCUUUCAGAUAUGGAUGUGACAUGAGUGUACAAGGGACGGAAAAAGAGGACUAGGCUUGUGUGAUAAGCUAAAGAAACCGAAAGGCCAGUGUCCCAUUGGAAGCAUGUUAACUUCUGAAGGCAGAACCUGAGCCACCAGGUGACGCUAACAGAGAAGCAAGGGGGAUCUUUGGGGAAGUUGCUCCAUUCCUCACGCAGCAUGUAUAUUUCCAGUGCAAUUUUAGGGGUGUGUGUGUGUGUGUGUGUGUGUGUGUGUGCACUCACAUGUAUGUGACUAGAAGAGUUACAUAAGAAGAGACGAUGUGGAACUUGUGAAGGAUAUGUUAGGAAAACAUGGGUUGCAUUUAAUGGUAGAUUUUGAAUACCUCUUGGCAACCAACUCAGUUGUCCUUAAAAUAGUCCUCAAGACUCUUUGAUUGUCACCUGUUGAUGCUGUUCUCCUAUAAUAUAACCAGUAUUUAUACCUUUUGUGUAUUUUAAUAAAAAGAAUAAGUGUAAUAAAAAUUAUAUUUUAGAAUACA
Molecule: messenger RNA, 1787 nt
Organism: Lontra canadensis (Northern American river otter)
Lineage: Eukaryota; Metazoa; Chordata; Mammalia; Carnivora; Mustelidae
Gene: FASLG
Product: Fas ligand
Exons: 4
Coding region: 73-906 (277 amino acids)
Biological process (GO): positive regulation of canonical NF-kappaB signal transduction; immune response; extrinsic apoptotic signaling pathway via death domain receptors
Cellular component (GO): membrane
Molecular function (GO): tumor necrosis factor receptor binding
Source: RefSeq, a predicted model, not a curated record